Molecule: messenger RNA, 3216 nt
Organism: Sphaeramia orbicularis (orbiculate cardinalfish)
Lineage: Eukaryota; Metazoa; Chordata; Actinopteri; Kurtiformes; Apogonidae
Product: neuronal membrane glycoprotein M6-b-like
Exons: 7
Coding region: 105-983 (292 amino acids)
Biological process (GO): central nervous system myelination; axon development
Cellular component (GO): myelin sheath; plasma membrane
Molecular function (GO): structural constituent of myelin sheath
Source: RefSeq, a predicted model, not a curated record
GAGGGGGAGAGAACGAGCAUCAAGUCACCAGGACAGAUCCACCAUCCACAAUCCACACACUGUAAGGUACAAGUACCACAAGGAGACUAUAAUCCGCUAAAAUAAUGGAUGGGACAAAGCCGGCAAUGGAGCCCAACGCGGAGGAGACUCAGGACGAGGGACAGGAGAGCAAAGGAUGCUUCGAGUGCUGCAUCAAGUGUCUGGGUGGGGUUCCCUACGCUUCACUGGUAGCCACCAUCCUCUGCUUCUCAGGUGUCGCUCUGUUCUGUGGCUGUGGCCAUGUGGCACUGACCGGCACCCUGACCAUGCUGGAGAACCACUUCUCCAGGGUCACCACAGACCACGCCUCCCUCACCAUGGUGAUCCAGAUCUUUCAGUACAUCAUCUACGGCAUUGCCUCCUUCUUCUUCUUCUAUGCCAUCAUCCUGCUGAUUGAAGGCUUUUACACCACCAGUGCCAUUAAGAGGGAGCUGCAGAGUGAUUUCAAGACCACCGUCUGUGGACGCUGUAUCACCGCCUUCUUCAUGUUCUUGACCUACAUCCUCUUCCUGGCCUUCCUCGCCAUUUUUGGCUUCACAGCGAUCCCUGUUUUCCUUUUCUUCAACAUGUGGAAUAACUGCAAUGCCAUGAAGUCUCCUGAUGCCAAUAUCACCUCGCCUGACUCCAUCUGUGUCGAUGUCAGGCAGUAUGGUAUUAUUCCAUGGAAUGCCACACCAGGAAAAGCCUGCGGAGCAACACUGGGAGACAUCUGUAACACCAACGAGUUCUACCUGUCCUACCAUCUCUACAUUGUUGCAUUCGCUGGUGCUGGUGCCAUCGUUAUUGCAUUGAUCCACUACUUGAUGAUUUUGUCAGCUAACUGGGCUUACCUGAAGAGCGCCGCUUCCACACAUGAGUAUCAAGAUAUAAAAACCAAGGAUGACCAGGAUCUGGAGGCUGAAGCACGUUCCAAGGAGGGCCAGAACUCCUCCUCCUAUUCAUAAGGACAAGCAAGCGUCUCCCGUCUCCACUCAUUUCCUCCCCACACCCCCACACCCAGCGCCACACCCCCUUCCCCUCCAUAACACACACCAUCUCAGUCAUGUUUUAACGUCCCCCAACCUCCUGAUUCUCCAUCCUCUUCCCUUCCCCAAAGUAGAGGGGAAGAGAAUGGAGGAUCAUGAGCAACGGCAGGCCUAGAUGGAGGCAGAUGCUUCAGAACAGGAGAGCUCGCUCUGUCCAUGCCCCUUGGGCCAAGUUCAGGUACGGUAUCAGUUCAGAAGUGUCUCCUCCCUGCGUUGUUGGGGUGGCGGCUCGUGAACGUGGCCCGGCUGUGAUGGCCUCGCGUCCUGAGCCUCUUGACACACAGCUUGUAACAACCUAAAAAAAACAUUGUUUGCUGUUGGCUUCAGCCACAGGGAAACCAGACAGUGACCAACAUCCUCUGUUUUUUGGUGUUUUAUAUGCAUAUAUAUAUAUAUGAAUAUGAAUAUAUUGUGCGAAUGUGUACGAAUGUUGUUUUUUUUAAUACUCUGAAAAGUAUGGCAGGUUCUAUUAUGAUCUUUAUGUUUUUGCGCUCAUAGGUUUCUCUCCUUUAUUUUAGUCUCCAUCUUUAACUUUUUAUUGCUAAUGCUUGAUACAUUAUUGCACUAUUUAACAAAAAAUUUGUGAGAAUGAAAACCUUUUAAAAUACAAAGCACUCCAGCCCCUCUCUCAUUUGGUGUCUCAAGGAUUAUUGUGCAUUUAUAUAAUCAGUUUAUUUAACCACAGAGGUAUCAACAGUUAUGUAAGACCAGAGGUGUAGCAAAUCUUUAAUACAGGAAUGGAUCAGCGUUUUGGAAAAUUAGCUUUGUAUUUGUCGUCUAACAUUUGGCAAAUAUUUGCCAAAAUGUCAACGAAUUCUUUUGAAGACCUGUAUGUUUUUUGUUACACUCAUAAACCUUCCUCGGUCUCUAACUGACACCUCAGGUAUCAAACAAAAUCUAAUUUUAUCCCGUUAUGUUUUUUUCCCAAAGCUUUACCGUCGUAACACUUAACCUUACUGGACUGGUACACUGUCUUGUGUGAAUUAUACAGUGAAAUGUAACUGUUCUCUCAUUUUCUAAAAAAAUAAUCUCUCCUUUCGCCACCUGUAAAUAGCCAAAACACCCUAAAAGAUCUCUCGAGUUACACCCCUCCCAAACGGGGAGAACACAAUCAGUGUUUUGCCAUGUUCUUCUAUUGUUUCCCACAAAUAUAUGUAAAUGUACCCUUUGAGAUUAUGUGUUUAGCACUCAAAUACUAGUUCUGCAUUUGAUAUAAUAAUUGUAAUGUAACAUCUUAAAUGAUAUGUUGUGAGAGGGAUUCAGUGAUAUGAUGGAUUGAGGUGCUUGUGACGUAUACAUUUUAAAAACAUGAAAAAAAGGAAAUUGAUUUUUAAUGUUUUAUCAGUUUUAGGCAGCUGAGUUCUUCUUGUGAUUCAGUAAUAAUGAUUUUUUUUUGUGCUUCUCAUUCAAUGGCCAGCCAAAUGAGCGACUCCUGAACCCUUGUGUUGCUUCUUUUUCUUUCCUCUUCUUGUCACUUUAUAUUUUUCAUGUCAUGCCUCUCAUAUGCGCCACAGAGACUGUUUUGGAUGUUUACACUCUGAAUAAAACAAGUCAGGAAUUUUCAUACAUUAAUUUUAUAAUCAGAUAUUGUUUUAAUAAUCAUAAACUAUAUUCUAUAUUGAUCAUUACUGGUUAAUUUACUCUCUACAACACAGAAGAAGACAAAUUUUUAAUCUUUGAUGAGAUGAAGCAUGUCAGUAUUGUCCAUGUGUGCAGCUGUCUAUUCUGUAUAAAAAAAAGGACUAUAUUGCCAUGUGUGUUAUGUUUGAUAAAUAUUCGUGCUUUGCCGCCAGGUUGAUGUAAGGCAAACUUCAAUUUCCUAUAGGACGAUGCGUGUCAGGGUGUUGUUGUUUCCUUGUUAUUUGCAUGAAGGAGACAUGACUGUGUCUUUGCAGUUUUUCAGGUGAUGUGUAGUCAAUUGUACUGACAACUAUGGUAGGCGGUGUUUGCCCCCCCACCCUCCUCCUCACUCCCCUGCCCCACCCUUCCACUCUUUUCUAAUGAAAAUUCCAUUGUACUUUGAUGGCAUUGUAGUCCCUGUAGGUGUUUCAUUAUGGUUUUAUUUUUUAAGUUGGAAAUAGUUCUAUGACUCCUAUAUAGUGAUGAUUUUUGUAACCUUCUCUAGUAAAACCGAUAUUUUUUAUUAUCGUGA